Osmerus eperlanus (European smelt) is the source of this 3431-nucleotide messenger RNA. It is a transcript of the gene sh3bp4a, whose product is annotated as SH3-domain binding protein 4a. NCBI's taxonomy places the organism in Eukaryota, Metazoa, Chordata, Actinopteri, Osmeriformes, Osmeridae. Gene Ontology annotation, molecular function: protein binding. The coding region runs from base 256 to 3168 and encodes 970 amino acids. The record is from RefSeq and is a predicted model, not a curated record. The transcript has 6 exons. Gene Ontology annotation, cellular component: cytoplasm.
GAGAUAGUGAGAGAGCGAGAAGUGAAGGAGCAGCUGCCUACGAAGUUAAAGUGGGUAGCAGAUAAUGGAUACAAUUUGAUGCAGUUCCCUGAAACCUCAUCAGGCCGUCUUCAGAUUUCAACUAUCCCUUCUACCAAGGGUGUGUUGAAUAGGAGAAGAGGAAGAAGAGGCAAAUAAGAGAUGACACUGAACGUCACCAAUACAUUUCACAUCUGGAGGAAUGGAAGAUUAGUAUGACUGCGGAAAAGCACCGGUAUGGCUGCCCAUCGUAUUAGAGUGACCAGCACCAACCAUGUUCUCCCUCGUUGCAAGUCAGAGGGCACGUUAAUUGACCUUGGUGAGACCAUCUCAGAGGCCAGUCUCACAGAUGUUAAAGUGCCUUCUCCCAGUGCCUUGAGGCUUGACACCUCAGCCUCCUUUGAAACAGCCCGGGAGGUAGUUGCCAUAAAGGAUUACUGCCCAUCGAGCUUUACCACUUUGAAGUUUUCCAAAGGCGAUCGUCUGUAUGUACUGGACACGUCAGGGGGUGAAUGGUGGUACGCCCACAACAACACAGAGAUGGGCUACAUUCCGUCGGCCUACGUUCAGCCAAUCAGCUGCAGGAACUCUUCACUUAGUGACAGCGGCAUGAUAGACAAUCUUGGGGAGUGCAAUGACGAAGGCGCAAAGGAGUUGGACUUUCAGGGUGAGUGGUCGGGGUUUACCCUGAAACCUAUUCUGCCUUGUAAUAGCAACCCCUUCUCCAUCCAUACUUCCACCAACCCCUUCGUCAAUGGUUCUCGACAUAGCACACUAGACCAGAACUGUAAUGAGAGGGGGAUGAGGAACUCAACAGACCUGCUUCUUUUUGACACACCGGUGUCCCCCUCUACCCCCCUCUCCCCCUCCAGUUCCAUUAUGACUAAUGGUUACAGCAGCUGCAACAUCUUUGACAUGACCCCCACCAGCCCAAACCCCGAGUUCCUCCAGACACUUCACAGGGACAACCCGUUCUUCAGGAGCAAACGGUCCUACAGUUUAUCAGAGCUAUCCACCCUACAGGCACAAUCCAAUCCUCCUGUGCCUUCCUCUGGGCUGUUUACUGGGCUCAAAGCUCCAUCUCCGGAGCAGUUUAAGAGCAGGGAGGAUUUCAGGACUGCGUGGUUAAACCAUCGCAAGUUGGCCAGAUCUUGUCAUGACCUUGAUUCCCUGGGUCAAAGUCCUGGUUGGGGUCAGACACAACCCGUAGAGACCAACAUUGUGUGCAGGCUAGACAGCAGCGGUGGGACUGUUCAGCUUCCAGACACCCACAUCAGUAUCCAUGUUCCUGAAGGCCAUGUGGCUGCUGAAGACACCCAGCAGAUCUCUAUGAAGGCCCUGCUGGAUCCUCCACUGGAGCUCAACAACGACCGGUGCUCCACCGUGAGCCCCUUGGUGGAGAUCAAGCUGAGUAACAUGGAGAUCAAGUCCUUCAUCACCCUGGAGAUGAAUGUGUCGGUGGUGGUGAAGAGCGAUAGCAGCCAGAUAGCCGAAAUCCUCUGUGUCAGGAGCGACUGUAAGGAAGGCCCCUACGCUCCCAUCCCUCAUGCUUACAUAUACAAGGACACAGUGCAGGUACAGCUUGAUAACCUAGAACCAUGUAUGUAUGUGGCAGUUGUAGUGCAGGCCCAUCUACUUAGCGUCAAUACAACAGUAUGGGACCACGUUCAAAAGAAAAUCACACUGGGCGUCUAUGGGCCCAAAUACAUCCAUCCCUCUUUUAAGACUGUGGUGGCCAUAUUUGGUCAUGACUGUGCACCUAAAUCUCUAUUGGUAAAUGAGGUGGGUCGGCAGGCCAAUUCUACCCCUCCAGUGGCCCUCCAGUUAUGGGGGAAGCAUCGGUUUGUCCUAGGCUAUCCGCAGGACCUCCGGAUAGGAUUAUACUCCAACAUGUCAAAUUACGAGGUAAAGGCAAAUGAGUCAUCCAGGAUUGUCCGAGGCUUCCAGGUCAAGCUAGGGAAGGUCAGCCGACUCCUGUACACGAUCACCACGCACAACCCCGAUGACAUCUCAGACUUCACCCUGCGAGUCCAAGUCAAGGAUGUUUUGGACUGCAUCCUGGCCCAGUUCUGUGUGCAAACGCCACAACCUCCUCCAAAGAAUGGAGCACGGAUAACUGGCCAGAGAAGGUUCCUGAAAAAGAAAGAGGUGGGUAAGAUCGUUCUCUCUCCUCUGGCCAUCACUACAAAAUACCCCCAGUUUCAGGAACGACGUAUCACCAGUCUUAAAUUUGGGAAGUUGCUGAAAACAGUGAUCAGGCAAACUAAGAGUCAGUAUCUGUUGGAAUACAAGAAGGGAGACAUAAUCGCUUUGCUGAGUGAGGAGAAAAUUAAGCUCCGAGGACAACUGUGGACCAAAGAGUGGUAUAUAGGAUAUUAUCAGGGGAAGACAGGCCUUGUUCAUGCAAAGAAUGUUCUGGUUUUAGGGAAAGUCAAGCCUAUCUAUUUCUGUGGGCCGGAUCUCACGACAACCAUGCUGCUGGAGCAGAUCUUGAAACCAUGUAAGUUCCUCACUUACAUUUACGCCUCUGUGAGGACGAUACUAAUGGAGAACGUGGGGAACUGGAGAGCCUUUGCAGAUGCUCUUGGAUACAGUAACCUUCCCUUGGCUUAUUUUUGUCGGACUGAAUUGGACAAUGAGCCCGAAAGGGUGGCGUCAGUUCUGGAGAAGCUCAAAGAGGAGUGCAACAGCAUGGAGAACAAGGAGAGAAAGUCCUUCCAGAGAGAACUCAUGGCGGCCUUGUUAAAGAUGGACUGCCAGGGCUUGGUGGCCAGGCUGACCAUGGACCUAAUCCUGCUGACCACAGCGGUGGAGGUGGCCACGCGCUGGAGGGAACUGGCUGAGAAGCUGGCCAGGGUGUCCAAGCAGCAGAUGGAGGCAUACGAGGCGCCGCACAGGGACAAGAACGGACAGUUGGACAGUGAGUCAAUGUGGAAGCCAGCCUAUGACUUCCUGUUGACCUGGGCCGCCCGGAUCGGGGACAGCUACCGGGAUGUGAUCCAGGAGCUGCACCUGGGCCUGGACAAGAUGAAGAACCCCAUCACCAAGCGUUGGAAGCACCUGACAGGCACCCUCAUCCUGGUCAACUGCCUGGAUGUCCUCCGCAGCUCCGCCUUCAGUCCUGCCUGCCAGGGGGACUUUGCCAUCUGAAAGAGCCAGACUUCUCGUCGUCCUCGGUGCCCGACUCUCUCUGUCUGUUCUCUCUUUCUCUCCUCCCCCCUCGCCUUAGGCCCUCUAGUUACGCCUCAGGACCACACAACCAUGUAGAUCCAGACUCACUAUCAGACUUUGAACCUCUUUUCCUUCGCACGUGAGCUUAUUGAUCCUACUGACCCGGACUCGGAGCACAUUAAAAGCCCAUUAGGUUUGCUAGGAACAUCAUUCCUACAAUUCUCACUCUUUCUGUCUCUCUC